Messenger RNA from Ciona intestinalis (vase tunicate), 1947 nucleotides. NCBI's taxonomy places the organism in Eukaryota, Metazoa, Chordata, Ascidiacea, Phlebobranchia, Cionidae. The record is from RefSeq and is a predicted model, not a curated record.
GUUAUUUUCUCUCAAUUGUAUUUCUGUUUCGCUUGGCUCUAAGACUAAGUAUACUGUAUUGCUAUUAGUGUCAUAAAAGAUGCAUUUUUCAAUUCCGGAUACUGAAGAAAUCGAAGAUUCAACUGGUUCAUCAUACAAGGUGUUUAACGUGCAUGUGAAUGGAGUGCUUCAUUGUAGUGUAAGAUACAGUCAGUUGCAUGAUUUAAACAAUCAGUUUCGGAAAGAAUUGAAGCUAAAAACGCUGCCUCAAUUUCCACCAAAGAAACUUCUGCAGCUGAAUGAUUCCAAUCUUAAGGAACGCAGAGUUCAGCUAGAAAAAUAUAUUCAAGAAGUGAGUCAAGAUCCAAUGUUAUCAAAUAGUGAUAUAUUCAAUGCAUUUCUAAGAAGAGCACAACAGGAAACUAGAAGAGAAGAAUCGAUUCCUGUUUCUCUGAAUAUUUAUCUUUUAAAUGGAUCUAAAGUUCAGCUAAACAUCAGCAGCACAGAUCAAACUGAUGAUGUUCUUGAGAAUACGAUUGUAACUAUUGGUCUUCCAGAAGAUUUGACUUAUUACUUUGGGUUAUAUCUUGUUCGUUCAGAUAAUCAGCCUACAGUUAUACGACAACUACAGGACUUUGAAUGUCCGUACAUCUCUUUAAAAAGUUUGAAUGAUCGACGUUUAUACAAAAUUGUCAUCAGAAAAUCUUACUGGGAUCAGUGCUAUGAUGAGAUUUACAAAACAGACCGAACUGCCUUAAACCUUCUGCAUUCACAGGCUGAAAAUGAUGUUAAAGUAGGAUGGACAGGUUGUUCUGAUGCAGCAAAAGUACAACUGACUACUUUUAACAAGAGAGGGUCAAAGAAAGAGUUUUUAGAAUUAUGCCAAACUCUUCAAAACUAUGGAUACAUUCAAUUUAAACCAUGUGUCAGCGAUUUUCCAGAGAAAAACAGCCGAGUCAUUAUCAGUGCAGGUCAACGAAUGAAUCGGAUGAUCCAGUGUUACAAUUUGAAUACUUGGUUGGUAAGGAUAAUCUUCAAUGGAUAACAUUACAGAGUGAACAGGCAAUAAUGCUGAGCAUGUGUAUUAAAUCAAUGGUGGAUGAAUUGCUUCGUAAGAGAAAAGGUGACAAGAUUAGGAAGCCUUCUGACAGAAUCCAAGACAAAACCAAACCAACUUUCAAACCACGAGAUAAAACAACGGAAUGUUUGUUUGAUGCUUCAGAGAUCCAGGUGCUGGAGAGAGAAGGUGCAAGUAAUGUAGAAAAGGCUAAAGAAUCCGUAAAAAAGAUAACAGAAAAGUUGGCAAGCGUUUCUAUUCUUUCAAAACCUGUUACAACCGAUGGUGUAAAUCAUUCCAAUGACGUCACUCAGUCAGUUGCUUCGUUUGAACCAAUCGGAGACGAUGAUUUAUAAGCGUGUGGCAACCGUCGAUAAAGUUUCGGUUUUAUGAUUUAUUUAAAGUCAUUUGAACAAGUGUUCCUAUUUAUUUAACUUCUUUUUUUUCUUCAGUAUUAAUACAGUGUUUGUAUGCAAGUGCCUUUUAUAUUAUUAUUGGUGCAAUCAUCUAAGUAAUUCCAUGUACAGAGUUAACAUUCAAUAUGUUACGUGCUGUGUGUAUUUAUAUUCGCCCAUGAUUGUAAUUUAUCAGUUGGAUUUUGUUUAACAAAUGAUAUUGUGGUAUGAAUUAAGUGCUGUUAAUUAUUAUAAAGUAUUUUGGUAGGUUUUAUGUAACUCCACGGCAAGCGAAACCUAUAUAAUGGCCUUUGUUAUCGCACUGUAAUUACCGCAUUAUGUUUUCAGGUUGUUGGUCGAUUAUGUUGAUUCCACAUUGCCUUAUACACUUUUAUUAUAUGCCUCAUCGUCGCUUCUUUAACGCUAUCGUCAUUUGCAUUACGCAGAAAAUGUUUCAUUUAAGGCGGAUAUAAAGCAAUCUUCCCACCAAACACAAUAAACAUUCCCUACCGAUCA